Molecule: messenger RNA, 4097 nt
Organism: Macrobrachium nipponense
Lineage: Eukaryota; Metazoa; Arthropoda; Malacostraca; Decapoda; Palaemonidae
Exons: 10
Coding region: 74-1969 (631 amino acids)
Biological process (GO): proteolysis
Molecular function (GO): serine-type endopeptidase activity
Source: RefSeq, a predicted model, not a curated record
GGGCUGCAAAGACUUACACCCAAGCUGUGAUGGAUGGGGAGAGAGAGGAGAGUGUGAAACCAACCCAGCAUUCAUGAACGUCAAUUGUCCUAUGACCUGCAGAUCUUGUCCUCCUUCCAGUUCUGAAGACUGUGUUGAUCAACAUCCAACUUGCUUUGUGGAUUCCUUGCUUGGGGCAUGCAGGACAAAUCCAUCUUUUUACCUCAUCUUCUGCGCAGACUCCUGCAGGAAGUUCAUCUCUGUUUGUUCAGAAGAAAGGACCAGCACAGUGAGGGACUUGUGCACUGACCAGGCAAAAGGACAAGGAAUAGACUGCGGCAUUGAUCCAUCCACUGCAGCUGUUGGGAGAACAAAGAGGCAGCUCCACCCAGUGAACCAUACUGUGAGCAGUGCCACACCAGAUGACAUUUGGAAGAAGUUCCCUGUGCACGUGAUAGCAGUAGAAAAUGAGGUCUCGGAUAUUGCCAGUAGUCUGGAGGUUUCUGGUAAUUACCCACAAAGUCCUUGGGGGUAUCCUCUUAAUUUGGCAGAGAACAUUGAAGCUAAGGAAAGGAAAACGAAAAAGUUUGCGUGGCGGAUGAAUCUUAUUUUGGAUGGUGUGAAAUCUAGUUCUGAGCCUUAUAGAGUAUCAGGUGAACACCGUUCUAAAAGCGUAUUGAGUAGUGUCCCAUACAGCACCCAGGAAGAUUUCAAAGAGCCUGAUGUAGUUGAGUCUUCACGUCAUUUAUUCUUCCAGGCCAAAAAGAAGAGAGAUAAAAGGCGAAUUACAUCCUUUAUAUCAUCAGAGAAGUGCACUCUCAGAAUUCCCGUAGUAACAAACAAUACAUUAGUCGGGGACGAAUAUAAUUUAAGCUUUGCAAGGCAGAAUGCAAUUGUUGAGAAUUUAGUCACCAUUGAUGUCAAUGUCUGUUCAGUUUUAUUUUGCAUCAUCACUAUUGUUAUUGCCGUGUCAGUUUCCGUAGCUGUUGGGGAAAUAGAUCCCCCAGAGCCAGAGCCAAGGCCUCCACCUGUAAUUUUCACUGCAAGCCCACCUCAGCAGUCAUCAACAUCACCUCCAACGCUGCCUCCCACAUCCCCACCUCCACUACCUCCACCACCACCAAUUUCUGGCCCAUCGGCUGGAGCACGUAUCAGAACUCUGGUCCCCUUCUGCGUACCGUCAGGAUUUGCAGCAUUGGCUGGGAGGUUGCGGAGACUUGUCGGUAGGAACACAGGGAGGCCUUUUAGUCCUGUUGUAGCAGAACUUGCAGUCGCCAUCAAUUUCUGCCUGUUUGGUGUUGGAUCUGCUAGCAGCGCACUAGGAAAUCUACCCUUGGCCCCAGUGGGGUUCCAGGCACCAUCUAGUUUGGAUAUUAUGCUCAUGGACACUGAUGCAGAGGUAUCCCUGAAGCCUCCAAAAAGGUUCCCUGGAAUUAGUCACCCAGCGUUGUACCUUUACCAGGGAGACAACGAGCCGCCCCCUCCACCUUCACGUUCCCCACCAACCACAGUCAUCACCACAGUUACUUUGAAUGGAACAGUCAUCUCUAAUGUAACACAAGUUGUUACAGGAGCAAGUGGUACAACUCAGGUACCUGGCGAAGCCAGUCCUCCACAGACACCUGAAUUAAGUAGCACUCCCCAGCCACCUGGAGAGAGUACCCAGCAGCCAGGGGUAAGUGGUACUUCUCCAUCAAUUGGAACAGGUGGUACAACCCCGUUAUCUGGGACAGAUGGAACAACCCCAGUACCAACAGAGAGUAGCUCUACUCCCUCACCUGAAAGAACUGGUCCAGAACCAGUGAUGAAAGACAACCUGCGAAGUCGAGACUCGUUCGUUUGUGGUGGCGCCCUCAUUUCUCCUUAUCACGUCUUGACUGCAGCACAUUGCUUGUUGGACCCAAGCAAUAAAAGACAACAAAGGUUCCUGAAGUUGAGUUUACGUCAGUCCUCAGACCUUUCUGCCUCCCACAACAGGAGCAAAGCUUGACUGGGCAAGUGUGCACAGUAUCUGGAUGGGGAAGAACAAAAAAUGGAACAGCAUCAUCAGUGUUACAUGACGUUGAGGUGGAAGUUGUAGACAGUGGACAGUGUAACGAUAUAUACAGCCUUGAUGAUGCAGCUGGUCCCACAUUCAACUUCCUCUACCCGGAUGGAAUCACAAACUCCAUCCUUUGCGCUGGCAUUAUCAAUGACGUGUGUCGUGGUGAUUCUGGUGGACCUCUCGUUCUAAGAAGAGGGGGAAUCUUGCAAGAAGUGGGCAUUGUGAGUUCUGGAUACGGCUGUGGUUCUGCACAGUACCCAGGGAUCUACACGCGUGUUGAUCAGUACCUCAGCUGGAUCACAAAUGAAAUGUAUGGCGGCUGUCUUUAACUUAUCAUCAGUACUUUUACUUUUAUCACCAACGGGUGCCGGACAGGCUACAGAAAGUUUGUUUCUUAUAUUUUUAAAUCUUAUCAGAAUUAUCUUCCCCUAGAUGAUGAUGCUAUCCUUAGGCCAUGUUUUAGCUUAGUACAUGGCUUAGUCGGUUUACUUAUAUGUUAAAAGAUAUACAUUGCUCCAAUGGAUAUAUUUUCUUGUUUUUUGAUGUUCUGUAUGUACACAGUCUUCUGGAACUCUCAAAGAAGUUAAAUCUUAUGUUUGAGCAGUUCACUUCUAGCAUACUUGUGAAGUGAUCAAUUUUUGUCGCCAUAGGCAUACAUAUAUGCCCGUCCUAAUGCCAGGGUUUCUCGAUUCCCUCCUUCCAAGACUUUGUUGUUGGUACAUAAUCUGGACGAGGUGCUUUUGAGUGUGAGCCUUGUGGACCUACCUAAAACGGACCUGAUCUCUGAGGGUAAAGUGUCAGUGACUUUGUGUAAGUAGUGGCAGACACAAGUGUCCAAAACACACUCUCUUUUUGACAUUCCAAAGUCGUCCACUUAAGUCAAGACCUCACGUAAGCCAGGGGCAUUGCCCUGUCCUUAGCCUUUGGAGGAAUAUUUCAGUUUCUCAAGUGAUGGAGGCAGGUGUCAGGUCUUGGCAGAAGUAGGCCAACUAUACCUCAUUUUCCAUUAGAAACAUCCCCCCAAAAGUUCUUAGGAAUUAUGGCAACUGCUCAGCAGAUUGUGUCUAGCCAAACACCGCCACCACAACAAUAAAGCUACCUUUCAUCCUGUUUUCUCGUCCACUUUGGAGGUAUUGUACAGAUUUUCCCAGAGUGAGUGUCCAAAUACAUCUUGCUCUGGCUUAUGGUCCCUAUGCCAGGCUGCAUAGAAGGUUACAAGUCUGAUCCCAUGCUCACUCUCAUGACAGGAAACAUGACAAUUCCAGAUGGCAAGUCAACUAUCUUCCAACCUUAGGACUUAGUCUCCUAUUUAAAAGGCAUCACUUUGUAUUUACAAAGACACAGAUAUAAGAUUUUUAGCCUAAAAGCAUAGCUUUAGGACCUAUGAGGCUUCAGUGCUGAACGGGAAAUUGAAAGCAAAGGAGGGUUAAAAGGUGUAAGAGGAAAACCUCACAGUUGCACUAUGAAAUAAUUGUUAGGAGGGUGGAAAGUAAGAUGAAUGAAAAAUAGUAUGAACAGAGGUACAGUAAAAGGAAUCAGAUUUUUAAUUUAUGCUUUUCCAUUGUAUAAAAAAAUCCAGAGCCUUUUAUCAUAAUCUGACCUCAAGCAUUGUAGUAUAUAUCCUUCAUCUUGAAGGGCUAAUUCUAUAUAAAGAUUCUGGUUUUUAUACCCAGGAAAAAUACAAAUUACAUUAAAAAUAUUUAAAUGAUGUACCAGCUGCCAUGCUAUUCUUGCAAUAACCAUUUGCUUGUAUGGUGUUUUUAUGUUGCAUGGAACCAGCGGUUAUACAGCAACAGGACCAACGGCUUUAUGUGACUUCCGAACCACGUCGAGAGUGAACUUCUAUUACCAGAAAUACAUAUCACUCACACCUAAAUGCAAUGCCCGAGAAUCGAACUCGCGACCACCAAGGUGGCAGGUCAAGACCAUACCAAUCACGCCACUGAGGCACUCUCUUGCUAUAUGUAACUGGGAAUUCCCGACUGAAUUUUUUUUAAUCCUCAGCAAAAGGAUCAAACAUAUAUAGCAACAUUUUUAAGUGUGAAACAAAAGGGCAUUAAUAGAGAGUUAUAUU